AUGUGUGACCCCGAGAUGACAAACUCCUGCAACUUUGUGGCGGCCGGGGUGCUGCAGCCGAUAAUCUUUGCUAAGAAUGAUGAAGAGGCUAAGACUGCCGAAGUCCUUCAGGCUUUCGUUGAGACCUUCGAACAGCCAAGCAAAGUUGACCGGACGUGGGUUAAAGGGGGUGUAGUCAAUCCAGGAAGUGACGGUAAUGUAUACUCAUUUACUCAACAGUCCUUUCUAGAAUCAAAAAUUGACAGUUCCGGUCCCGUACUAUACAAGCCAACUCUGAAGUUUGGUGAUAAGACAUCCAGGACUUUGGAGACCGGUUUAGUGGAGCCCAAAACUGAAGGCACGAAAAAACCUGUUUUGGGGAAGAAGCCUGGUCAAGUGAAGAAGAAAUCAAACCUGGAACUUUUCAAGGAAGAACUCAAAGUGAUCCAGGAACAGCGCCAGCAGCGGCAUCAGAGUCGUGCAUCUGCCAAUGCAGCCAAUGCCUCCCGCGAUAUCCCGAGUUCUCGGGGUCGUCUUUCUGAAUCUCACAUGUCUGAACAUGAUUUCGACGAUCCUAUGCUGGAUCCGUCCUUGGGCAGACGAGGAAUGCGAGAUCGUACGUUCAUUUCGCUGGGAGUACUAACUCUUCAUUUUGAUUAUCCUUACGAUUACGACGUCGACAGAACAACGACAAAUCUUUUUCUGGGAAACCUCUGUCCACAGAUGACCGAACAACAGCUAUGUGAAGUGUUCGGCCGAUAUGGUCCUCUAGCCAGUGUAAAAAUAAUGUGGCCUAGGACAGAAGAACAGCGUGCCGUCGCUCGUAACUGUGGAUUUGUCGCUUUCAUGAACCGAGUUGACAGCGAACGGGCUAUGGAGCGUCUUCGAGGGAAAGAACUGUUAGGCUAUGAGAUGAAAUUGGGAUGGGGUAAAAACGUACCAAUCCCAGCUUAUCCUGUGUAUAUUCCUCCUCCUCUCCUGGAACUAAUCAAACCUCCUUCGCAGAGUGGGCUGCCUUUCAAUGCCCAACCCAGAGAAUGGCUGAAAUCCGUCCGAUCGGCAUUGAAAGAACGUGCAAAACUUGUUACCGAAUCGGUUACUGAAGGCAAUUCAAACUCAUCGGUUCCCCCAAUCCCUCCGGCUGUUGAUCGAACCCCAUUCAACAUUCAUACUAUGUCUAAGGAAGCGUUAGAUAAGACGCUCUCACAGGCAAUAGUCAAGGUCGUGGUCCCAACUGACAGGUAUGUUCAGAUGGGCACAGAUUGCAUCAAUCCCCUCCAACCUCAUUUGUCUCUGCUUGCUGUGAUUCAUCGUAUGGUCGAAUUUGUUGUCCGUGAGGGUCCUCAGUUUGAGGCAGCUAUUAUGCACCGAGAGGAGAAGAACCCACAGUUCAGGUUCCUUUUUGACUUCCAGACACCGGAACACCUCUACUAUCGGUGGAAGCUAUGGUCGGUCCUGCAUUCAAAAGCCCUGGGUGAAUCAUUGACAAAGUGGAGUCCAGAUGAGUUCCGCAUGUUUGAGGGUGGACCUCUCUGGCGACCGCCUCCAAUGAACUUUUUCACAAAUGGAAUGCCGGAUUAUUUAGUGGAAGAGGAUGAAUAUCCCUAUGCCGCCAAUUACGUUCCUGCGCCUUGCCCCCAUCGAAUCUCUGAGGAGGCUCUUUACACCGAAGAGCGACUCGACAGCGACUCUGCGGCCAACUCUCGGCGCACCGGUCUCACCGAGGCCCAGCGCAAUCGUCUCACUUGCUGGAUCAAUGACUUAGAACCCAGUAAGUCACAACUGGGCGAGUUGAUGCUGUGGUGCCUGGAGCACGCUGAAUCAGCCAAUGAUAUUGCCGACUUGAUUACGGCUUCACUAAGGCCGGCUCCACAAGCCGAAUUGGCUGCAAAAGAUGGCAAGGAGAAAGCCGAAGAAAAGUCGGAGGAUCACCAGGGAACCAAACCCAUUCGUCCAGCCACUACCGUGUCUGCGCUUAUUGCCCGCCUCUUCCUCCUUUCUGACAUCCUGUACAACUCGAGUGCCAAGGUUCCUAAUGCCUCCUUCUUCCGCAAGUGCUUUGAACUCCGUCUCCCAGAAAUUUUCACCAACAUUGGUAAUUUCUACCGCGAUCUGGACAGCAAAAUGAAGUCUGAACAACUAAAGCAAAAGGUCAUGCUUUGUUUCAGAGCCUGGGAAGAGUGGACCAUCUACUCCAACGAAUUUCUCAUUCAAUUGCAAAACAUCUUCCUUGGACUUUUAAACAAUGUAAGCGCCCUUCCCCUUGCUGUCUCCUCUUCUUCGAAUGCUGUAUUCGUCCGAAUGAAUAAGGAUGAUAAUGUCUUUGAGGAGGACGAACUUGCAGGGGUGCCACUGGAUCAGGCCAACACUCCGAGCAGAGCUGCGGGUGCUGUAGCCUCGAAUGUUGAGUCCAUAGACGGGGCUCCCCUCGUGCAGUACGACGGUGACCCCCUCGAUGUUGAUGGAAGUCCGUUGGACAGUGACAAAAAUGACGAUUACGAGGGUGUUCCACUGAAUACCGUGUAA
This is a messenger RNA of Dibothriocephalus latus, 2505 nucleotides long. Lineage: Eukaryota; Metazoa; Platyhelminthes; Cestoda; Diphyllobothriidea; Diphyllobothriidae. The record is from the annotation of a GenBank genome assembly.